Molecule: messenger RNA, 4507 nt
Organism: Silurus meridionalis
Lineage: Eukaryota; Metazoa; Chordata; Actinopteri; Siluriformes; Siluridae
Gene: vangl2
Product: VANGL planar cell polarity protein 2
Exons: 8
Coding region: 815-2386 (523 amino acids)
Biological process (GO): multicellular organism development; Wnt signaling pathway, planar cell polarity pathway; establishment of planar polarity
Cellular component (GO): plasma membrane
Source: RefSeq, a predicted model, not a curated record
CGGGGCGUAGUCGGUCCAAGAGCCACGGGUUUGAAUGAAAGGAGACGGAAAUAGGGGGAAAAGGAAACUAGAACGGGGAGAAACUGUUCCCGAAAGGAAAUCGACUCGGAACCGUUUUCUGAUCGGAUCGGAACCGAGAAAGCGCACGACUCCAUUUUUAUCUUUCUAAUUUUGUUUACAGUUUUGUGAUCUCCAGAUAUUAUAAAAGGGGGUCGUUUUUGUUUUGUUUGUUUGGAAGAAAUGGGACAAAUCCUUGUGCACAGAGACAUGGUGCCUGAACCCGUGUUUUUCCCUCGGAACCGGUCCAGUUUUAGAGUGCAGCGUGUUUGAGUCGCUCCCAUCCUGGUGCUGUGUUGAUGAAUGGGAGAGCACACACACACACACUCUCAAUGAUCUGGGAACAUCUCCUGGAUGGUGGUUUUUGUGUGCAUUCCAACAAUCCCUGAUCUCCUGCAAUACUUCAGCAUCAUCUUUCCCCUCUGUUAUAAACCUGGAAAAGGCGUGAAAACACGUCUGAUCUCAGUCUCUUUCAGGAGGAAAACAAAAAGCUGCGAUUUGUGAUUUUAUUGCGUUUUUUUUCCGGCAUCUCUUUGUGUUGUGAUCCUCAAGAGUCCCUCCUGAAGAAAGAGAUUAGUCUUCCCUCAUCUCUCCAGCCUCCAAAAUAGAUUCUCUCAGGAGUAAAGUUGAGCUCCUGAAGCUGCCUCUCGCUCUCUCGUCCAAAUCCAUCUCGGAGCGUAAAACCCAGCUGGCCGGAGCAACAGAGCGGCACAGGGGCGGAGCUGGGGUCCACAAACCCCGCCCACUGGCCCCCGACAUGGACAACGAGUCGCAGUACUCGGGCUAUUCCUACAAGUCGUCGCAUUCUCGUAGCUCUCGCAAGCACAGGGAUCGCAGAGACAGACACCGCUCUAAGAGCAGAGACAGCAGAGGGGACAAAUCGGUCACAAUCCAGGCUCCCGGAGAGCCGCUACUCGACACAGAGUCCACUCGUGGAGAUGACCGGGAUGAUAACUGGGGUGAGACGACUACAGUCGUCACCGGAACGUCCGAGCACAGCGUCUCCAACGAAGACUUGACACGAGCUUCCAAAGAGCUAGAGGACUCGUCUCCGCUGCAGUGCAAGCGUUUCGCGGGGCCGAUUCUGAGCGGCGUGCUGGGUCUCUUCGCCCUGCUCACGCCCCUCGCCUUCCUGCUGCUGCCUCAGGCGCUGUGGCGUGACACGCUGGAGCCUUGCGGCACGCCCUGCGAAGGCCUGUACGUCUCGCUCGCUUUCAAGCUGCUGGUGCUGGCCAUCUCGACGUGGGCUCUGUUCCUGAAGGCCCCGCGUGCCACCCUGCCACGCUUCUUUGUCUUUCGCUGCCUGCUGCUGGCGCUUGUUUUCCUCUUUGUGGCCUCUUACUGGCUGUUCUACGGCGUCCGUGUGCUGGAGCCUCGGGAGCGGGAUUACCGCGGCAUCGUGGGAUACGCCGUGUCUCUGGUGGAUGCUCUGCUCUUUAUUCAAUACCUGGCGCUGGUCCUGCUGGAGGUGCGGCACCUGCGGCCCGCUUUCUGCCUCAAGGUCGUGCGCACUACAGAUGGCGCCAGCCGCUUUUACAACAUCGGCCAUCUUAGUAUCCAGCGAGCUGCAGUGUGGGUAUUGGAUCAAUACUACAGUGACUUUCCCGUCUAUAAUCCAGCUCUCCUAAACCUGCCCAAGUCUAUCCUCUCCAAAAAGAUGUCUGGCUUCAAGGUGUAUUCCCUUGAAGAAAACAGCACCAAUAACUCGACCGGCCAAUCCCGGGCGAUGAUCGCAGCAGCCGCACGCAGACGUGACAACUCCCAUAACGAGUACUAUUACGAGGAAGCCGAGAUGGAGCGGCGGAUCCGCAAACGCAAGGCCAGGCUGGUAGUGGCCGUAGAGGAAGCCUUCACACACAUCAGGCGACUCCAGGAGGACGAGGCGGCCGUGACCCCUAAGCACCCGCGCGAGGUGAUGGACCCCCGCGAAGCUGCCCAGGCCAUCUUCGCACCCAUGGCACGUGCCAUGCAGAAGUACCUGCGCACCACACGGCAGCAGCCUUAUCACAGCAUGGAGAGCAUCAUCUCGCACCUGCAGUUCUGCAUCACGCACAACAUGACGCCCAAAGCCUUUUUGGAGCGUUACCUGAUGGCCGGUCCCACCAUGCAGUACCAGCGGGAGAACGGCAGGGGACGCCAGUGGACCCUGGUCAGCGAGGAACCUGUGACGUCGUCCCUGCGUCAGGGCCUCGUGUUUUCUCUCCGACGCCUCGACUUCUCCCUCGUCGUCACGGUGACCGCUCUUCCCUUUUUGACGUUGGGAGAAGAGUUCAUUGAUCCCAAGAGUCACAAAUUUGUUAUGAGGCUGCAGUCUGAGACGUCCGUGUAGGAGGUGUACAAAGUGAAGAGGAAGAAGGCUCAUGGUCAAAAGGGGAAAGCACCACUUCUUAUUUUUUUUUUUUUUUUUUUAUCUCUGAGCCUUUUUUUUUGUUAUUAUUAUUCUCUUUUUGUUUUAUUUGUUUCUAACAGUUCGUAGACAUUUCAGAUUUGAGUUCCUGCAAACCCGCAUUUCCUACGACGACACCAAGAUGGUGUCACUGUGCAGAGCUGAGGGCCUUCAGAAAAGAAGUUGCUUAAUAGAGAUGUUUUUGCAACACCCACAGUGAAACUGCUGAUCUUGCUGAGCUGUGGGGGCAAAGUGUCAAAUCCCCAGACCAAGUGUCCUUUAUUUCAGCAACAAGUUUGCAAACACUUUUUUCUUUUUUUAUAUAUAGGUCAAACGCACUGCGGACUGUAGAUGCAUCAGUUUAUAGCUGUAAAGACUUUAUAUCGGUGAUCGAGUUUGCUGUUUGGUUUGGAUUCACUCUGCAUACGAUUAAACAAAACGAACGCUAAAAUUAACGUCUUUAAAACGUCGUUUUUAUAUCGUUUAGUCGCCAGGCAGAAACGAGCCGAAAACACUCACUGGGGUUUUUUUUUUUGUUGCCGAUUUUGUUUUCUUGUCGAAAAAACCAGAAACAUGUUUUUGCAAUACUCCAGAUCUGUGCUUCACCUCACUUAAACAGCUCACAUCUGAAAUUUAAGUCUCGAUGUGAUUCAUUUCUUGCAGACGAGGCGAUUAAAAGUUUCCCGCUGCAGUCAAACGCCUUUAUUCUCACGUGCUGAUAUACUAGGAUUCUAUUCAAAUACACUCAACACUUGUGUGUGUGUGUGUCUGUGUAAAAAGAAAAAAUGUGCCGUCAGAAAAUGAAUCAUCGAACGUUCAAGCAGCUCUGUUUUCCUGCCACAGGUUGCCAAUGGCAACAGUGUAGUGAAUAUAAAGUGAAACAUAAAAGCUAAACCGUUUUUCCCGAGUAAUCGAGUGAAUCAAGGCGGGCGGUUGGUUGGUUGGUUGGUUGGUUGGAAUCAGCUGCUUCCUAGACCUCAAUGGCAGCGAAUCGUAGCCUCUCUUUUUUAACACUACUGUAAUGAUGAACCUCUCUACUGUGCUUUACAUCAAACUUGUCUACAGAUUCAUCAUUACAACUAAUAUGUUUACUCUCACGUUUACUCUUCUCAUGAACUGGAAACACUCCAUACGUCGCCCAUGUGUGUAAAUAGCAGCCCCGUGUCACAGGGGCUCAUAAAAAACGCGUCUGUCCUCUAGAGAACGUGUUCACCCUCGAAACGCCGACGCUGCUACUCUUAGCAUUAUGCAAAUGAGAUCAGGACUGCGUUCGCCUUCACUCCUAAUGACUCAAUGUUUUAGAGUGGGUUUUUUCAUCUAAAUAAAUAAAGGGGCCUUUUUUUGUUGUUGGGGAAAAAAAAAACGAAACAGUGCUUCAUGCAACUACUAAAGAUUCCUCCGAAUAAGGAAGGAAAGUGUUGGGUAAUUUUUGUAAGUCAGAAGGUUGUCAAUCAUGUGACUUCUGUUUGUGUAAAACUACAGCUCAGGUCCGUGUGUGUCAGAGCGGAAAUUCACGUCACGUUCGUUUUGGACACAGAGGAGCAAGAAACUUGUGCUGGUCUGCCUUACAAUUCAAACAAAUCCCUUUACCAGCCUCGCACCGCAUGCUGAGGCCUUUAGCACACACUACACUUUUUAUACAUGUAUUUUGGCAGCUGUAAACCUGUUCCUCUUUUUUUGUACAUAAAUAAAAUGUCCAUUUCUUUUUAUUUUUUUUUAAAGAACAUUUUUAUUGCUGUGGGAGACUGAAAGUUUUAUUACAUGUAGGUUGUUUUUAAAAGAACCUCAGAGUUCUUCUUUAGGCCUAAUGCAUGCACAUAGGUAAUGAAGUUUUGUAACAUUUGUACUCUUCACCUUGUUCUUUUAAAAUGAAGCUAAGCCUUUAACCCUUUUUUUUUUUUUUACAUUUCCCAAAAGAAAAACAGAAAAUCCUGAAAUAGUGUGUUGUAAAGAGAUUUGUAGAUUUUGUUAUUGUGUGAAUUUUCUUUUUGUAUUAUUUUGAUAAUUUUAGAACUAAAAAUGUUACAGGCUUUUUAAAUAAAUGAUCUUGACUUGGUUUACAAA